Molecule: messenger RNA, 1914 nt
Organism: Clarias gariepinus (North African catfish)
Lineage: Eukaryota; Metazoa; Chordata; Actinopteri; Siluriformes; Clariidae
Gene: eda
Product: ectodysplasin A
Exons: 9
Coding region: 170-1228 (352 amino acids)
Biological process (GO): animal organ development; immune response
Cellular component (GO): membrane
Molecular function (GO): tumor necrosis factor receptor binding; death receptor binding; death receptor agonist activity
Source: RefSeq, a predicted model, not a curated record
AGUGUGUGUGAGUGACUGUGUGUCUACAGUAUAUAUAUAUAUAUAUAUGCGCGUGCUGGAGUGUGCGCGCGCGCGUCCCGGUGCAGGUUUGUGUCGCGCGCUGAUUGGAGAUGCCGCAGUGAGCGGAGAGAGAUCCGGGGAAGCGCGUGCGUGCGGGUGAUCAGAGAUAAUGGGGUCCGCGGGCACGGAGAGCGCGAGCGGCGCGGACGAGGUGAAGUGCGCGUGCCAGAGCCGGUGCGGCGGCGGAGGAGGAGGAGGAGGGAGAGGGAGCUGGAGAGGGUUCGGUGGUCUGUUCGCGCUGUCGCUCGUGCUGCACCUGGUCACGCUCGCGUGCUACGUGGAACUGCGAUCUGAGAUCCGGAUACAGAAGAGCGGCGGAGAGGGGGGACAUCCGGUCAGCGCGCGGGCAGCCGGAGGAGGGGAGCACGAGCAGAUUAGAGUGGAGAGAGAAGCUGAGGAGAGAGUAAUUCUGCGCUCUAAACGCUCAGAAUCACCUGGAAAUGGAAAGAGGACGGGAGAGAGAAAGAAAGAAUCACCUGGAAAUGGAAAGAGGACGGGAGAGAGAAGGAAAGGUAAAAAAGGGCCACCUGGUGCUCCAGGGCCUCCAGGACCUCCCGGCCCUCAGGGGCCCCCAGGAAUACCGGGAAUCCCAGGAAUCCCAGGAAGCAAUGCAAUGGGUCCACCAGGACCCCCAGGACCUGUUGGACCUCCAGGACCUCAGGGACCACCUGGAGCUCAGGGGACACCAGGUGGUGGUGAAAGAAGCAGGUUCAGAGACACACAGCCAGCCGUGGCACACCUCCAGGGUCAGGAGACAACCAUCCAGGUGAAAGAAGAUCUCUCCGAAGGUGUCCUGAAGAACUGGAAGACCAUCGCUAUGCACCAGCGCGUCUUUAAGAUGCACUCGCGCUCUGGAGAGCUGGAGGUGCUGCAGGAUGGGACGUACUUCAUUUAUAGUCAGGUAGAAGUGUACUUCCUGAACUUCACAGACAUCGCGAGUUACGAGGUGAUGAUUGAUAAGGACCCGUUCCUCCGCUGCACGCGCAGCAUCGAGACCGGACAGCGCAAGUUUAACACCUGCUACACCGCUGGUGUGUGUUGGCUCCGCGCCAGACAGAGGAUCUCCAUCCGCAUGGUGUAUGACGACACCUCCAUCUCCAUGACCAACCACACCACCUUCCUCGGAAGUAUCCGCCUCGGAGAGGCCCCGCCCACCGGACACAGAUGAGCCAGUCAGAUUGAGGACGGACCGCUCGUGGGAUUUGUCUGGGCACACUUAAAAGACGACUAAAACCUGCUGGCUCAUUGACUCCGCCCCUAAACCAUACAUAAGUCAAUCAGUUCACCAUCUCCGUCUACCAGUUAUCACUGAGGCUACGUUCACAGAAUUGAACAACGUAGCUUGUAACAUGAACGUAGCCCAAAGGCAGAUCAAAUUGAACUCAGACACUAAAUAGAAACUAAAAAUUCCAAGCCUAUCAGUUCACUCCUCAUUAACCAAAACCCCAAAGAGCAGCAACUGCCCAUAAGCAUCUCUUAAACUCCACCCACCAGCCCAUUUAGACAAGAUGAAGGCUCCGCCCACAGCAAUUCUCAAGGUGUACAAAAGGUGUAGCUUAGCCAGACAAGCUAAUUCAGCCUGUUCACAGGAUACACCUGUAGAUACUUACCUUCUGUCAAUCAGCUUGAUGGAUACUUAAAUUUGAGCUGAUUGAUGUCAAACUCCUGAACCACCAAACUCAUAUAUCGAGCAUAGAAGCCCCACCCCCAUGGGUUACUCCUAAUCCAUUACCUGAGACUCCGUCCACUUUAAGAGCUGGCAUUAAUGGCCGAUCUGCUUCUGUUCGAUAUCACAUCCGCGACUAUCAGAUACCCAAUCAUAUGGAUCAGUGAUGAAAGGUCACAUGAUUGAAC